UAUACUUACCUUGAUGGCAUAAGCUCCUUCAUGGACCUGGGCUUUUGGGCCGUGGGAACACUCCAUAGCACGGCGACCCUGUCCAUUCAGAGUGGGCCUGCGGUUUGUAUGGGCUUCGGCUCAUGCACCGUCUCAAUAUUUUCCUGUUCCGCCACGGCCACUCGGCUAGGCGGGCCCCCUCUUUUUUUUUGGUCCUUCAAUGGGUCUAACCCUAACCUAUGGGAUAUAUUGUGCUUUGACACCGUUUAGGCUAUGUCAUCAUGGUAACCAUUCAACCAAUGCAUUUCCGUUACCUGUAGUUGAGCUUAGCGCUGCCGGGAGCUGGGACUUCACACGGGUAACCAGCCCGGCCUCGGGUUGUGUCCUGUUUGAGCGACUGAGGUUGAUGGACUUGCCUCCACCAUAGGCGAAGGCACGGCAACUUGCCGCAGAUGAGUGGUGGAUGUGUGAUCAGCCGGAGCUCUUCGUGGCUCAUUUUCCCGCUGACUCAGCCAUGAUGUGUCAAAGCGGCGUUGCCCUUGGAGCACGCGAUGACGCCGCAAUCUUCAACUGAUUGGCGUGUUCUGUGUUUAUAAGCGAACGAGAUUUGAGAGUUGGUAAGCACCGUCUUUCCCUCCUAUUCACAAUGCAGCGCCAAAUUAUUCUGUACACUGCCCGGGUCUGCCCAUUCGCUCACCGCGUUGAGCUCGCGUUGAACGAGGCCAAGGCGUCUUUCACGCGCUUCGAGAUCGAUCUGUCCAACAAGCCGACAUGGUACGCGCCCAAGGUCAAUCCCGCGAGCAAGGUUCCUGCGAUCGCGUACGGCGGCGCUCAAUCAGCCCCGGAGGACCCGUCCCCCGACUCCGACAAGAUCGCUGAAUCGCUCGUCCUGCUCGAAUUUGUCGCAGAUCUCUUCCCGGAAUCGGGCAUCUUGCCCAAGGACCCGGUGCAGCGCGCCAAAGCGCGGUUCUUCAUCGAUGCCGUCAGCACGAAGCUCCUCCCGGUCUACAUCGGGCCCCUCGUUAAGGGCACGUCGUUCGACGCGUUCCUCGACGCGCUCGCGGCGCUGCAGGAUCUGCUGCCAGAGGAAGGCAAGGGCCCGUAUCUGCUCGGGGAGCAGUUCAGCGCGGCGGACAUCGCGUUGGCGCCGUUCCUGGCCCGCACGGAGGUCUGGUUGAAGGGCAGCAUCGGCGCGUUUUCGGCCGAGGCGGGGGAGAAGGCGGCGCAGGAGCUGUACCACGGCGAUCGGUUCAGGAAGCUUGCCAAGUAUUACGAGACGAUCAAGCAGCGGGACAGCUUCAAAGCGACAUGGGACGCGGACGUCAUCAAGACUUACUACUCCGCCCGCUUUUCACCUCUCCGAGCCGCCGCUACACCGGUGGCUGCGGCAGCGUAAUUGAAGCCGUAUUCUAUUCGUGUUCGUUCCUCCCCAUGAGAAUGGAUUGUAUAGUAUUUGCUUUAUACGUUGCAGUACACACGCAUCUCAGACGAUCCCCCACGAGGCGUUCUCGACGAUCCCAUCGUCCAGCGGCGCGAACUUGACAAACUCGAACUCGGGGAUCCCGACAUCGUUCUUCUUGGCAUUUUUGUCCUCGGGGAAAUAAUCCCGGAUGAACACCGAGAUAGUGACGUUUCCAGCUGCCGGAUACCCACUCAGCUUGUGGUCGUCUCACAGACUUUGUGUGAGAAAGUCCUCACCGGUGAUGGUCAGAUUAUGUUGGCAGAUGGGAUUUCUGCCCGAUAGUAAGCACAGGCAUAGUGGAA
Messenger RNA from Mycena citricolor, 1743 nucleotides. NCBI's taxonomy places the organism in Eukaryota, Fungi, Basidiomycota, Agaricomycetes, Agaricales, Mycenaceae. The record is from the annotation of a GenBank genome assembly.